AAAUGACUGAUCAUCAUGACAUAUUAUUUUGAAAAAUUCAAAUUUAUGUUAAACGAGCAAAAUGCAUUUACGGAAAUAUGCUGCGGCCGGUGGUGAUGAUUCUGCUGAUUGUACAGAGGGUGACGAGCGAUGGAAGCGGGGUGAGAGAACUUGUAAAGUCAUGGGCACCAUUAGUCUGGCUAGCACCUGGGGAAAGAUUCAUGCCCCUUGGAGUACCGGAGUUCCUCGAGCACGUGCAAGCCGGUGACAAUUACCUCCGCACGCGCACUGAUGUUGUGACGUUGCUGAGGAAUGAAUCAUCGUUUUUAUACGGAAAGCAGCCGGCUGGUAAAGUCCCAAUCUAUGCCCUGGUGAAGACCUGUGAGGAGACAAGUGACUCGUCGAACUCCAUCGAGAGAUCAAAAAGAAGGCGCGAGAUAUUGUCUUCUGACCUCUACCAAUCGCUUCAGAUUAAUGAAAUGCCAUUGGGCAUUAAGAAAAGCAUCAUUAAAAUGACAACAUCAAUGCCAGAAGCCAAUAAUGACGAUGGAAAAGUCAUUAAUAAUGACAACGGAUUGAGGAAGCGAAUGCACUUUCACGUGACCUAUUGGAUGUUUUAUCCUUUCAGCGAGGGAAAGGCCGUUUGCGUUCUGGAUCUUGGAUUUUUUGGUACGUGGCCUAUUCCAACAGUCGGGGGAACUUGUCUAGGUCGGCUCAAGGAGUAUGGUAAUCAUGUGGGUGAUUGGGAACACAUGAGUCUCUACUUCAAGGGAGAUGAUCAUCCCGUUGCCAUGUACGUGUCCGCUCAUGAUACUGGGGCAUUCUAUCGGUAUGAUGUGAGGACUGGAACUUUCGUUUAUGAGAGUCAGGAGACGCGGAAAGGUAUCUUCCAAAAGCCCAUUUUCCCGGAGUACGUAUUCACUUCUGCUGGAUCACAUCCUGUGUUAUUUAGUGCGAAGGGAUCUCAUGGGCUGUGGACAGCACCGGGUAAACACAAAUUUGUUAGACUACCGAGAUUGUACGACGAGAGUGGAUUUGGAAUCGCCUGGCCCACGUGGAAGAGGCUGGAGGUGCUUCCUGAUGAGGAGACGGGGGGCACUCCUGCCUGGAUGAGCUUCAGAGGUAGAUGGGGGAAUCCCAGGAGCAAUUGCCAUCCUCUCGUCAGACUUGGGUUUAACAUAUGUGAGUUCGUUGAUGGGCCGACUGGUAUUCCUACCAAAAAAGGACGAUUUCAGUGUUGAGCAGCAUUUUGGGAGAUAUUUUGUUGAUUAUUUCAUUAGUCUUUGUUUUCUAUUAUAAUAAUGAUUUAUCAGUCAUAGAAAAUGAAUUACAGGACGGGUUAUUGUUGCAAAAGACUUGGCAAGGCAGAUGCUGAUGUGAAGAUGAAGUUCUGGACAGAUGUGGUGAAUCGACAAAAAAAAAAUUGUGCUCAAGAGAGAGAGAGAGAGAGAGAGAGUGUUGAGAGAAUUUUUGUUGACUCUUUUCUUAAGUCAUUAUUUCUAUGUAAUAAAUAGUGAUUUUUUUGUCACGAAUAAUAAAUUACAGUCUUUGUUGUUGUUGGAAAAGAA
Messenger RNA from Diachasmimorpha longicaudata, 1547 nucleotides. RefSeq lists its product as uncharacterized. The transcript has 5 exons. NCBI's taxonomy places the organism in Eukaryota, Metazoa, Arthropoda, Insecta, Hymenoptera, Braconidae. The record is from RefSeq and is a predicted model, not a curated record. Bases 78 to 1220 code for a protein of 380 amino acids.